CUCUCACACGAGCUCUCGUCUCUGCGCGAGGACGCACAGCACAGUACAGCACGAGCACAGUACAGCACGAGCACGGCAACGCAAAUGGUUUAUCUUCACGGUUUCUCCCGUCGCUUCGCGCUGAAUGAAAGUGCACUUGUUUAGGCGAAACCAGUCGUGCUCGCGGUUGUGGUUGUCGGUGUCUCCGGGACGCGUCAUGCCGUCUCGCAGUCUGUGGAGUUGUGGCGGCGCUCGGCUCGUGGCGUGGACGUGGGUUUGGAGUGUGGCGUUGCUGGGAGCGCGGAGCAUCCCCGCGAAUGAAGUGAACCUGUUGGAUUCUCGCGCUGUGAUGGUCGACCUAGGAUGGGUGGCGUACCCAAAGAAUGGGUGGGAGGAGAUCGGCGAGGUCGACGAGAACUACGCCCCCAUCCACACCUACCAAGUGUGCCGCGUCAUGGAGCAGAACCAGAACAACUGGCUCCACACCAACUGGAUCCUGACCGAGGGAGCGCAGCGGGUCUUCAUCGAGCUCAAGUUCACCCUCAGAGACUGCAACAGCCUGCCGGGCGGGGUGGGAACCUGCAAGGAGACGUUCAACAUGUAUUACUACGAAACGGACGGGGGCGAGGACGAGAUAGAGGAGGGCGAGAUGAGAGACGGGCCGGGCAUGACCGAGGAGGAGGAACGGGCGAUGAAGGAGAGCCGAUACAUCAAAAUUGACACCAUCGCGGCCGACGAGAGCUUCACGGAGCUCGACCUGGGGGACCGCGUCAUGAAGCUCAACACGGAAGUCCGCGAUUUAGGCCCUUUGACGCGGAAAGGCUUCUACCUGGCGUUUCAGGAUUUGGGAGCCUGCAUUGCCUUGGUCUCUGUGCGGGUUUUCUACAAACGCUGCCCCUUUUUUGUGAAGAGUCUGGCCGAGUUCCCCGACACCAUCCCAGGCUCGGAGGCCUCGCAGCUGGUGGAGGUGGUCGGCCACUGCGUCAAUAACUCCCUGCCUUUGUAUGAGCCUCCCAGGAUGCACUGCAGCACAGAGGGCGAGUGGCUGGUGCCGAUCGGGAAGUGCGUCUGCCAGCCGGGGUUUGAGGAAAUCAGCGGAUUCUGUCAAGUGUGCAGCGUGGGGUUUUACCGCUCGCUGCUGGAGUCCCUGUCCUGCAGUAAAUGUCCGCCUCACAGCGUGGCGAGGCUGACGGGCGCCACCUCCUGCACCUGUGAGGACAGCUACUACAAGAUCGACUCCGACCCGUCCAACAUGGCCUGCACACGCCCGCCCUCCGCGCCACGCAACGCCAUCUCCAACGUGAACGAGACCAGCGUCUUCCUGGAGUGGUCCGUCCCCACGGAAACGGGCGGCAGGAAGGACGUGCGCUACAACAUCCUCUGCCGGCAGGUGCUGCCGGAGGGGCGGGGCCUGGAGGAGUGCGGCCCCAACGUGCGGUUCCUGCCGCGCCGCGUGGGCCUGUCCAACACGUCGGUGAUGGUGGCCGACCUGCAGUCGCACACCAACUACAGCUUCCUGCUGGAGGCCGUCAACGGCGUGUCGGAGCUGGCCAGAGAGCACGCCAAGCAGUACGUGUCGCUCAACGUGACGACCAAUCAGGCAGCUCCGUCCCCAGUGAGCGUGGUGAGGAAAGGUCACACAGAGAAGAGCAGCAUUGCCCUUUCAUGGGCUGAGCCCGAUCGUCCCAACGGCAUCAUCCUGGAGUACGAGAUCAAGUACUUUGAAAAGGAGCAGGACUCAAGCUACACGAUAAUAAAGUCAAAGGAGACCGAGAUGGUGGUGGAAGGCCUGAAGCCCUCUUCAGUCUACAUCUUCCAGGUGCGAGCCAGGACCUCGGCAGGUUAUGGCGCAUUCAGUCGGCGAUUUGAAUUCCAGACCAGCCCUUACUUAACUGCCACCAGUGAACGAGCUCAGGCCUCCAUAGUGGCGGUGGCCGUCACCCUGGCUCUGGUCCUGCUGGCAGUGGUGGCUGGAUUCUUACUGAGCGGGCGGCGGUGUGGCUACAGCAAAGCCAAGCAGGAUCCUGAAGAGGAGAAGAUGCAUUUCCACAACGGCCACAUAAAGUUCCCCGGCGUGCGCACCUACAUUGACCCGCUCACUUACGAAGAUCCCAACCAGGCGGUGCACGAGUUUGCCCAGGAGAUCGACGUCUCCUUCAUCUCCAUAGAGAGGAUCAUCGGAGCUGGGGAGUUUGGAGAAGUGUGCAGUGGACCGCUGAGGCUGCCUGGGAAAAGAGAGAUCCAGGUUGCCAUUAAGACGUUGAAAGCGGGCUACACCGAGCAGCAGAGGCGCGACUUCCUGUGGGAGGCGUCGAUCAUGGGCCAGUUCAACCAUCCCAACAUAAUCCGUCUGGAGGGCGUGGUCACCAAGAGCAAACCGGUGAUGAUCAUCACUGAAUAUAUGGAGAAUGGAUCUCUGGACACGUUUCUCAAGAAAAACGACGGUCAGUUCACGGUCAUCCAGCUGGUCGGCAUGCUGCGCGGUAUCGCAUCCGGAAUGAGGUACCUGUCCGACAUGGGCUACGUCCACCGCGACCUCGCGGCUCGUAACAUCCUGGUGAACAGUAACCUGGUGUGUAAAGUGUCCGAUUUUGGCCUGUCCCGAGUUCUGGAGGACGACCCGGAGGCUGUGUACACCACACGGGGCGGGAAGAUUCCUAUACGCUGGACGGCUCCGGAGGCGAUCGCGUACAGGAAGUUCACGUCGGCGAGCGACGUGUGGAGUUACGGGAUCGUCAUGUGGGAGGUGAUGUCGUACGGGGAGCGGCCCUACUGGGAGAUGUCCAAUCAGGAUGUAAUAAAAGCAAUAGAGGAGAGCUAUAGGUUGCCAGGUCCUAUGGACUGCCCCGAGGCUCUGUACCACCUAAUGAUGGACUGCUGGCAGCGCGAGCGCAGCAACCGCCCCAAGUUUGACGAGAUCGUGUGUCUACUCGACAAACUCAUUCGCAAUCCCAGCUCGUUAAAGAAGCUGGUCAACUCCUCGCACAGGGUUUCCAACUUGUUAGUGGAACACGCCAACGUACAAGGCGACUGCAACACCCUGAGCCAGACUGUCGGCGAGUGGCUCGACUCCAUCAAGAUGGGCCGCUACACGGAGCUCUUCAUGGAAGGAGGCUACUCUUCACUGGAGACGGUGGCUCAGAUGACUUCAGAGGAUUUGCGGAAAGUUGGCGUGAAUCUGGCCGGACAUCAGAAAAAAAUCAUCACUAGCAUCCAGGAGAUGAGAGUCCAAAUGAACAACACCAACUCGACUGUAAACAUGUGAUGCAUAUGUACAGGCAAAAACACACACACACACACACACACACACAUUCACAGACACACACAGUAUAUGGGCCUAGUAUGUGAAGAAAAGACUCGCUGUUGGACCUAGAGCAGCUUAGCACUUUUUAACGUGGACGUGGAAACCCAGUGUUAAUGGAUCUAAACGGAAGCAUCCGUGGAGUUUGCUUGUGGUGUCACUGGGGGAUGUUUCUGACAUUGCUGGGCUAAAACCAAACUGAACUGAACUGAGCGGCGCUGACACGAAGGGGAACUUUGAGAUUAAAAGUAAUGAACUGCAUUACACCUUGCGACGUGAAGACUUUUACAUCUACUUACUCUCAUUUUUUUUUUGUGAAUCUUGGGAUUUCUAAUAUCUUGUGCACUCUUUGGAUUAUCUCGGAUCCGGCAUGAAGCGCGGAGUGUAGAGUGUAGGCUCUGAGAGAGAGACUGUCUCACACUGCAUCACACACAUGAAGGCUCAAAGUCACAUGUUUUCAGCCUGUCUCAGGUGAUCAGAGCCCAACACACCUGAAGAGCACUGGCUUAUUCCCUGGCAUUCUAUAGACGUACACUUCCAUCAGGCAUUGUUCAAUUUAACACUGGUCCCAGGCAGUGUUCACAUGUAACAAUUGAUCAAAAGCAAAAUACUUCAUUGUUUCAAUUUGCUUUGCUCUGUUGAUGUGCUUUGGUCUUUUGUUUUCCUGUCACACUCAGGUCCCAAUGCCACAAAACUGUCGCUGUAAUCCAGCUUUUUAAGGUCUGCACAUGUUAUAUUCACCAACGCUCACAUCAUUAUCGUCCAUAAAGCAAUGCAAGACAAGAACACAUGGUACAACUUCCAUUGUUUAUAGGAGCUGAAAUUCAAAUCAAGGCUCCCGGCUCUGGCAUUCUUUAUUUCUUAUGUUCUGGCUGAAUGUAAAACACUAGACAUAACACGGUGUUCUGUCGCAGCAUCAAGAAUGUGGCAAUAGAACCAUUCUGGUCCUUCAAAUUAGUCUCUGAAUGAUGCCGCUGCUUGUACAAGAGUUUCUGGCUUUGCUUUCUCUAACAAUCUCUUCCCAAGACAUUGAUAUGUUCUCUCUGAUAAGUUCUUGCAAAUCCCCAUCAUUCACCAAGAUUCUCAAGGACCUUUCACCAGGUUCUUCCUGCAACAUUAGACAUCCAAACAUUCACAAAGGUACAUUUAAUAAGAUCCAGUGACUUUCUUUUUGCAUUCCAAUGGAAGCUUUGCUUAUGGAAAACUGUCCUGAUGGAACAUUUGCUGAUGUAAAGAUGGGACUGCGUCUCAGAUUAUCAUGGAAAGGAUCAACUAGAUUAUUCUGGAACUGCUCCGAAAGGAUCAGCCAGAUUCUUUUGGGACUGUUCAGGAAGGAUUGACCAGAUUUGUUUGGUACUGUCCAGAAAGGAUUGACCAGAUUAUCUUGGAACUGUUCAGAAAGGAUCAGCCAUAUUUUUUUGGAACUGCUCCGAAAGGAUUGACCAGAUUCUUUUGGGACUGUUGAGGAAGGAGCAGCCAAAAUCUCUCAGAACUGCUCGGAAAGGAUCAACUAGAUUCUUUGGAAUUGUUCAGAAAGGAUUGACCAGAUUCUCCUGGAACUGCUCAGAAAGGAUCAGCCAAAUUCUUUUGGGACUGACCAGAUUAUUUUGGAACUGCUCCGAAAGCAUCAUCCAGAUUAUUUUGGAACUGCGCCAAAAGGAUCCGCUACGUUCUACAGGGACUGUUCCAAUGAAUGAACCUUCACUGAGAUAAUGAAGGAAAACUUCCAACAACCUUCAGGUACCACAGAAGACGCUCAGCUGUCCGUUCAGUUCCCCCGUGUUGGCGUCGCAGAGACUGGCUGCCUCGACACAUCCGCCGCACCACAAUAAGCACUCUAACCUGAAAAAGGGACUGCUGGAAAAAAAAGGGAGGGCAAUAUGGAUCAACUUGAUAAUCAUUUAUUUAUUUAUACUUGUUUAAAGAAAUGAGCAAAAACUAUGUAGACGGUUUGUGUUCCAUCGUAAUAUUCUCGUGGACUUCCGAGCAAAUCUGCCUACACGUCUUUCAUGUAUAUAAUGUACUAUAUAUUUAAAGCAGGGAGCGUCGUGUGGACAGGUUGAUGAUGAUCAAGCAUUUCAGAGAAGCAGACGUCGGAAAAUAUUCAGAAUCGUAGCAUAUCCGAUCGGGUAUGCAGACACGUCAGUUAUUUAUAUUACCUUGUCGAUGAUUGUGUACCAUUUCAAGAUUUGGUGCGAGACCUAUAAAUAUUUCCACCGAGGCUUUGUUUGUAAAGGUGGAGAAGUGUACGCACAGGGAUUGAUAUACUGUAUGUAUGAUGUGGUCAUAAUUUAAACAAUGAUGUCAAUGAUCAAAGCCCUUGCUUUGCUUCUCCGUGGUAGCAUCCGAGUAGCUACGCUUGGAUGCUUUUUGUUUUGCUAAAACUUGGCCCGUUUCACUUUCGUCUUCAACUAUAUCAGGAAAUCAAAUCUGGCAGUAGAUAUAUAUAUACAUAUAUAUAUAUGUAUAUAUAUAUAUAUAUAUAUAUAUAUAUAUAUAUAUAUAUUCUCUUUGCAGACGACGUGCUGAUAUUUUUCAUGGUUGUGUACGCGGUGAACUUACUGCGAGUGCUUGUGAAAUGAAAUGAGAUUGUAAAGUUAGUUUUUAUAAGAGCUGGUUCACCGGGCUGUCCGAGAAGCACAGAGGGCAACACAAGAAGAAUGUAAGUGUUUUAAGGGGAAUUUUGCUUUUUUUCAUUUUUUUUUUUUUUAAGGGUUAUUCUUUUCUUCUAAACACCCAGAACUUCCACUGAGUUAAAAUAUAGUCGAGUUAAAAUACGUCUUGACUGGAGACAUAAACAGAAAAUGAUUGGGGUCAACUAAGGCGCCCUUUACACCUGGCAUUAGAAGGCGUCUGUGGUGUCCAUAUCAAGUUCCGAUUGCUAUCCGAUCACAGUCUUCCCCCUUUAUGUUGCCUCUCCCUGUUGUUGUUGUUGGGGGCCAAACGUUCUACUACCAGAGCGAAAGUUUGAUUGACGGCAAAUAUCUGCAUAGCCGCAAUAAUCUGCAUUUUAUUACUUUGGCGAUUUGGCUCAAGCUUGUGUAUUAUACGCUGUAUUUUUAGUUGAAUUUAGGUAGCAUUAGCUCUUGGGCGUUUUGUCCCUUUUUCUUUUUCUUUUUUUUAGAACACAACAAACUUAUUUCAAUCAACUAGUUCUCGUUUUUUUUGUCUCCUCAGAGACGCAACCAAUUUAAAACAUUAUACAUAGAUUACUGAGGCUAUGCAGAUGUUUCAUUUUUUUGGUGGGUGGGAUGCAUCCAUAAUGUAGUUGGACUGGAUGCUUUAAAUUUACCACACAGCAAGUUUCAUUUGAUUGGCUGUUAACAACUCUAAUUUUCAUUUUUCAUUUUAAAGCCGAAACCUAUGACGUGGUAUCAGUGCCUCUCGUCUUUUAAGAGCACCGUUUCUUUCCCUCCCUCCUGCCAAAAUCCUACAGUAUGCCCUAGUUUUUUUCCCCCCUGAAUUUCUACACUAUUAAAGUGAACUCUAUUUUUUUUGCCAACAAUAUCUACAGGCAAUAAAAAAAAGAAUGUCAGACAAAUGUUGGAACUAAUUUAAUUUGCACUUUAUGAGAAAUCCGUUGCCCUUUCGUUCGACUUUUUAGCAUCAUGGUUUAUAAUUGCUCUAAAUGUUUGUUUUAAUGCUUCCCAUUAAAGUGAAAUUUGACAGUAAAGCACAAGGAAUUGGUUUUUAGUUUUAAAAAUAAACAGAGCUAUACAUAGGUUUCUUCAUAUAGAGCAGGAGUACGCAUAAGCAGAGGAUUUUACAGGCAGAUCGUCGAGAGAAGUGUCUUUAUUGAUACGAAUGGUUCAUUCUCAGCGCUUCAGAAUCUUUGAAUCAGUUCUCGUUCAGCGGGCGGCAACAAACCGGCGAAGACUUCGACGAUUUAUCGACGCGUAAUUUCUCAAACGACGACUGUCGGCUGGGACUUCAGCACGUCAGUUUUAUAUCGGAAGUAAAACAUGGAAGAACGUUUGGUUUAACAUCUCCAACUUUCUGAAGAUUCUAGAAUUAAAAUUUUUUUUUUGUUUUUUAUUUAUUUUAUUUUUUUAUUAAAUAUUGGGGUUCAUUGAAAUCGGCUCCAGAAUAAAAGCACUGUUGGUUUGACUGCAGUUCUUGCAAAAAUUUAUAAAAGCAAUAUUUGCCAAUUUGUGAUAUUAUUAGGUGGAAAAUUUGUAUUUGUACUGGCAAUAUCGUGACAUCGCAGACUCCACUUCUUCUUCGUUUUUUUUCUUUUUGAAUUGAAGUUUUUAAAUGUAAAUUUAAAUUUGCAACUGUACAGCUGACGUCUCAGGAAGUGGAAAAUAAGUUGGGUUCAUUCGUUGGGACUGAAAAUGUUGACAUUUCCCCCCCGCGCGGGUCAAAGACGAUUCUGUUGUCCAUAACUCACACGUUAGACUUUACAACGAUUAAAUAACUGUUUUUGUGAUUCAUUGAAAGCACAGUUAAAAAAAUACUUUACCUAUCGAUGUGCUAUUGGUUUGUUUUAUGAGUCUGUCAUGUGUUCUGUACGUGUUGAUGUUUUUGUAGUGUGUUAUCAAAUUUCUAUAUUUUUGCAAUAAAACCUUGUCA
This is a messenger RNA of Solea solea (common sole), 7852 nucleotides long. Its product is annotated as ephrin type-A receptor 5. The transcript is spliced from 19 exons. Gene Ontology annotation, molecular function: ATP binding; transmembrane-ephrin receptor activity; protein binding. The record is from RefSeq and is a predicted model, not a curated record. Gene Ontology annotation, cellular component: neuron projection; plasma membrane. NCBI's taxonomy places the organism in Eukaryota, Metazoa, Chordata, Actinopteri, Pleuronectiformes, Soleidae. The coding region runs from base 125 to 3244 and encodes 1039 amino acids. Gene Ontology annotation, biological process: axon guidance; protein phosphorylation; cell surface receptor protein tyrosine kinase signaling pathway.